AUGGUUCGAUGUGGUCUGAACCUGUCCAUUGGGUGCACUGGCUCUGGGACCUAUAGCGAGAGAUUGAGGAAUGAUCUGAAAACAGCUUUGGAUAAGAUCUAUCAGCAAUACCUCAAUGAACUUCUGGGUGAUCAAGAACCUGGAGAGGAACCUGGAGAGGAAGACACACAGAAUGAUUUGAAAUUUCAUAAAGAAAACACCAUCAUUGAAGAGGGCAUUAUUUUUCUUAGGGCAUUGGGAGAAUCUUUAGGAAAAGGUGAUGAUCACAAAGACAUGGACAUCAUUACCAAGUUCCUUAAGUUUGUCCUUGGUGUUUGGGCUAAAGAAUUGAAUGCCAGAGAUUAUGUGAAGCGCAGCAUGCAGGGUAAACUGAAGAGUGCUACUCAGAAACAGACCAAGUCCUCUCUUAGACUUUUCAGAAUGUUAUAGAAAAGGAAUCUUCCUGCUGAUAUUGAGAAAUCCAUAACAGAUAUCAUUAAAUUCACAUUGCAGAGAAAAUAUGUGAGAGCUAAUGAAGCUUAUCUUCAGAUGGUCAUUGGAAAUGCCCCUUGGCCCAUCAGUGUCACUGUGGUUAGUAUCCAUGCCAGAAUGGGUAGGGAAAAGAUUUUCUCCAAGCAUGUUGCACAUGUUUUGAAUGAUGAAACACAGCAGAAAUAUAUUCAGGUACACAGUUUGAAAGGAAAUAAAUUUCUCUGGAGGUUAACAUUCUCCAGUUUCAAAACUAAAUUUUGAGAACAAAAGAACUAUAGCAAAUAGGAAAAUAGGACAUAGCAUGAUAGGGUGUAAGUCCACACCUUAUAGAUACCUGUGUUCAAGACGUCUUUGCUGAGUAAAAUAAAAACCUUUUAAGUUUCCUGUACGAUGCAAGGCAGGGUGGUGGGUUAUGCUUUUGUGCAGAGCAGCAAAUUUAUUUUGCAGGAAAUCUUGUUUUAUUACUUUCAAG
Molecule: messenger RNA, 943 nt
Organism: Miniopterus natalensis
Lineage: Eukaryota; Metazoa; Chordata; Mammalia; Chiroptera; Miniopteridae
Source: RefSeq, a predicted model, not a curated record